GGCACUGUAAACUGGUAAUAAAUGGCUUCCACUCCAUUAUUGCCACAGUCGUUCCAAGUCAAAACUCCUCACUUUCCUUUUCUUUUAUACUAUAGUACAUAAUAAUACUCUCCGAUCUUCUAGUUGAUCAAAGAAUUAAGAAGAAAUUAAGGGCAAAUAGAAAUGGGUGAGAAGGGGUUGCAAACGCCGGCGAAGAAACUGUUUUUAUGGGUUCGAAAGCAGUCGAAAAAGGUCAAGACUGUCUUAGGUUUUGUCACAAGUCUCACUUUGCUGGUUACUCUCAAAUUACUCAUCCGUGAUCACAAUCACUUCUUCGUUUUGGCUGAGUCUGUUCAUUUAAUCGGACUCUUAUGUUUGAUUUACAAGUUGUCGACUCUCAAAACUUGCUCAGGCCUCUCAUUGAAGACUCAAGUGCUUACGGCGAUAUUUCUAGCUGUGAGAGUAUUUUGUAGUUUCAUCAUGGAAGGAGAUAUACACACCAUUCUAGAUUUUGUUACACUUGUGGCAACAUUGUGGGUAAUAUAUAUGAUGAAGUUCAAGUUGAAGUCAUCCUAUAUGGCAGAUCUCGAUACCAUGCACUAUUGGUAUUUGAUUGUGCCUUGCGUCGUUGCAGCAAUUUUUAUCCAUCCUACUACAGCUCAUUUUUUCUUCUUCCGAAUGCUUUGGGCUUUUUGUGUAUACCUGGAAUCUAUCUCGGUGUUGCCUCAGCUUCGGUUGAUGCAGAAUGUUCAGAUAAUUGAGCCAUUUACAGCUCAUUAUGUGUUUGCAUUGGGUGUUGCAAGAUUCUUGGGUUGUGCUCAUUGGAUUAUUCAGGUCUAUGACACUCGUGGAGCAUAUUUAUAUUUGGCUGGACGGGGUUACUUCUGGAUACCUAUGGUAUUUUUGGCAGAAAUCGUCCAAACGUUUAUCUUGGCCGAUUUCUGCUAUUAUUACAUAAAGAGUGUCAUGAGCGGUCAACUUUUAGUCCGCCUGCCUCAGCCAGUAUAGAAGUUCGAAUUACCUAGAUUCUUUAACAUAUGUUGACAACUCUUAUGUUAUGGUGUGGAUAUGGAGCUUCUUCUACCUCUUUUCUUGUCCCACUCUUGCCAAUGCAAGUGGAUAAAUAAAUAAAUAAAUCUGCUAGAUGCAUGGCCAUGUCUUGGUUCUUGAUGUC
Nicotiana tabacum (common tobacco) is the source of this 1153-nucleotide messenger RNA. RefSeq lists its product as uncharacterized. Gene Ontology annotation, cellular component: membrane. Lineage: Eukaryota; Viridiplantae; Streptophyta; Magnoliopsida; Solanales; Solanaceae. Gene Ontology annotation, biological process: protein retention in ER lumen. The record is from RefSeq and is a predicted model, not a curated record. Gene Ontology annotation, molecular function: ER lumen protein retrieval receptor activity.